Durusdinium trenchii is the source of this 1725-nucleotide messenger RNA. NCBI's taxonomy places the organism in Eukaryota, Dinophyceae, Suessiales, Symbiodiniaceae. The record is from the annotation of a GenBank genome assembly.
AUGUUCGUCGCCUGUGGGGGCGCCCCCUUUGCAGCCCAGCACACCAGCGCGGCCAGCGCGCCUGCGCCUGCAGCGCGAUUUGGAGUUGUCCAUGCUGCGCGCAGGGCCGUCGCCCCGACGCCAAAGGCCUGGCCGUGGCAGGUGGCGUGCAGUGCGUGGUCUGCUUCCGCGCUGACACUGGGGUGCGCAGCUGGCAGGCGGAAGAGAAGAGCAGAGAGAACACAGGUGGUCCGCUUGGCCUUCUACGACGUCACUCCAAGGGAAGGCUGCUCCUUUGGCGCCUCUGUGCGCGGCUUUAGCGUCAAGGAAGCCCUGGAAAAUCCAGAUGCCCUCGAGCAGAUCAAAGCGGACAUGUACAAGCAUCGCCUGCUGAUCUUUCAUGGCCAGACUGAUUUGAUGCCUGAAGACCACAUCAAGCUGAGUGAAGCUUUGGGCUCCUUAGAGCACAUCCUGCACCGACCUCAUCCCAAAGCGCCGGACCCCCGGCUGCUGCGUGUGGCCAACGACGACCGCGAGGGAUUCAUGUCGGUGGGGACCAGUGGUUGGCACGUGGAUGGAGUGAUGUUGCAGGCACCUUUUGCCGCGCAGACCAUGCAUCAUUUACAUGCGAUCCCCGGUGGUGAUACUCUCUUCCUGGGCAUGAAAGAGCUGUAUCACUCGAUGGAUGAAGACUUGAGAGAGCUUUGUGAUCGCCUAUGGUUUGUGUCAGGAGUUGGAGAUGAUCUUCAGCAAGGGGAAGGCCAGAUGUCCCUGCUCCCGCUGGUCUAUGAUCACCCCUUCCGCGGCGACAAGACCAUGUGCUUUCACCUGGGUCAGACCUACUGUUUGGGCUUCAUCGAAGAGGUGCCAUUGGAUGUGGUGAUGGAGAUGUUUGCCAACGUGAUGACACGUGGGGAUGGCCUCUUGAAAGGGGCCCGAGCGCAGCUCCAAAGGAUCUUGGCGGGGCCUGAGAACAACUGUCCCUCCCAGUUCCGCUUUCUGCCGGCGCUGCCGGUGCAGGAAUCCCUGCAGAAGGCCAUUGAUGGGAUGGACCCCACAUUGCGCGCGCAGGCCAUCACAAAGGUUGAUGAAUGGGAGCGAGGGGACUUGGCCUUGAUCGACAACAUGGCACUUGCUCAUUUGCCUGCGCCGGGGACGCAGACUCUACCCUUAGUAAGUGGCUUGCGAGUCUUCCACCGCACCACCAUGACCAACCCAUCUGCGGUGCCGCGGAAUCUGCGCGGUGCCAGCGCGGUACUGCUGGCGGGACCACGAAAGGAUGGGCCAACUUCAGAUGAGGCGGUGCAGGAUCCAGAUGCCAUGCGGGACAUCCUCCGCGCAGUGAUGGCGGCCACGCCCAUCAACGUUGACGAGCUGGGAGGCGACCAGCGUGGGGGGGACCUGCAGAUGCCCAAGAACAUCCCCGCGCGCGACGAAGCCUUGAGGGCCUUGGAGGAAACUCAGCAGCCGUUGGAUUUGCUGAAGGUCGUGGAUGCUGAACUGGAGGCGGCCGAUGGGCAGAGCCGUGAGAUCUUUGGAAAGACCUUGAAGAAGUUGCUGCGAGAGUACCACCCAGAUCGAAACCAAAGCCGCACGAAGCAAGCGGUUCCGAUCUUCCGGUAUCUCUGGCGGCUGCACAAGGAGCAAGGAAGAGCUGCGAGUGCCAUGGCGCCCACCAAGGGCCGCGUGGUGGAUCGCUUGCGCCAGAAGGCUUCGAAGAUCACCGUGGGCGACGUCGUGGGCUGA